AUCGUUCCUUCUGCUGUGAAAGCCACGUUGGAGAUGAAUCCGCGGUCUACUUCGCACGGAGAAUCGGAGGAGGAGUUUUCGAAGGAGGGUUCGUCGGCAGAAGGGCAGGCGGCACCUGCUCCGAGCUCCGACGUCGUGGUUUUCGAGGUUAUGUGUGUGCUGUCUUUGACGAAAAUUCACGAGAAUAGACCAUGCUGCAACCAGAACCCACGGUGGGAGGAGCAGCCCGCGCGUGUGUGGCGCCCACGCCGGCGGCAGAGGAGGAGCUGGCAGGCCAGGCACAUGUCGAUGCUAAGGGCGGAGCUCCUGAAACACCCCAGGGCGGCGGAGGCGUGGAGGCGUCACCAUGGAUCUGUGUUCAUGCCGCCUCUGCGCUUGAGUAUCUUGUCCUGGGUGUACAGAGACAAGAGCUUCAGCAGUGGCAACGACCUCCUUGCUGGAGGGAAAUGA
This is a messenger RNA of Schistocerca nitens (vagrant locust), 450 nucleotides long. RefSeq lists its product as uncharacterized. The transcript is spliced from 4 exons. The record is from RefSeq and is a predicted model, not a curated record. Lineage: Eukaryota; Metazoa; Arthropoda; Insecta; Orthoptera; Acrididae. Bases 34 to 450 code for a protein of 138 amino acids.